GACUAGCAAGAUACCAGAAGAUUUUGAUUGGAGUUUCUGUGGGAUUCCUCCUGCUGCUCUUCCUUCUUGCCCUACUCCUUCUGCUCAGACUCAGGCACCAGAAAAAAUGCAGCAAGGGUGUCCAGACAGCGACCAACUUGCAACAUUCUGCAGGAGCUGGCGAGCCAGUGACCAGGGGCAGAGGCAUCCAGAAGAGCCCAGCUGCUGCUAUCCAGGAAGAAACCUUGUAUACCAUGGUGAAGGGAACACAGAUUAAAGAGAGCAUGGAGCUGGACAUUAUGAACCAACAUGAGGAAAAUCACCCCAAAGAUUUGUAUGCCCAAGUGAAACCCUCCAGACUCAGACUCAGGGCAGAGCCCACCGCUCCUUCCCUCAUGCCAAAGGAACCGCUGGACUCAAACAACAGGCAGGCAAAAGAAGGCAAAGUAAGAGACCAUCAGGCUGCUGCAUCCAAGGAGCCCUGUGAUGUGACCUAUGCCCAGCUGCACAUCAUGACUCCAAGACAGAGGCAGCUAAACCUCACAUCUCUCAGGUCAAAAAGUCCCACUUGAGACACUACUCUGGUGUUUACCUGUCCAGAUCCAGGGAGCUCCAGACUCUAUAUUCUGUGGGGGAGGUAGGACUCUGGGAGAUGAGAAAAUAGAAUCUGUCACAGGUGUACAGCCAUUUUGCAGAUAUAUCACGCAGAGUCUGGUAACUUUGGGAACUCAACUGAUUAUGUAAUAUCAAAGAUAAGUAAUAUCCCUGCAUUUUAUAAAUAAAGCAAAUACUUUGUCAGUACUCAAUGGAUAAAAUGGAAGAAAGUAAGAGUGAAGGAAGUCUCUGAUUUUGUUUUUGUGCUUUUCUUUGUUUUUUGCUUUUCUUUCAAAUUCAAGACUUUUUUCAUUAAUUGUUAUUGCAUGUACAUGUGAAUAUGUAUAUACAAAUUUUGAAAAAAAU
Molecule: messenger RNA, 939 nt
Organism: Peromyscus maniculatus bairdii (prairie deer mouse)
Lineage: Eukaryota; Metazoa; Chordata; Mammalia; Rodentia; Cricetidae
Source: RefSeq, a predicted model, not a curated record